Messenger RNA from Letharia lupina, 1206 nucleotides. RefSeq lists its product as uncharacterized. NCBI's taxonomy places the organism in Eukaryota, Fungi, Ascomycota, Lecanoromycetes, Lecanorales, Parmeliaceae. The coding region runs from base 1 to 1206 and encodes 401 amino acids. The transcript has a single exon. The record is from RefSeq and is a predicted model, not a curated record.
AUGUCAGACAACAUAAGCCGCAUCAUUUCGCCCGAGUAUGCCGGACCAGCAUUCUACGCCUCUCCAUCAGCGUCCUCCUUGCCCAUCCCCGAGUUUAGCAAGCGCUCUUCAACCGCCCUCGGUGUAAGCACACAACUCAGCCUCGGAGCACGAAAGUCUCCUCUAGAUGCCAUUACUCACAUCGAGCAGGCUUCAUCCGAUUCAGAUCAAUCAAGCAAAUCCAGUACCAGAAGCAAAUCCGUUUCCUUCACCUCAGACACCAAAUCCAAUGACGGCAAAAGAGCCAUAUCGGCUACCAAGGAGCAAGACAAGUCCAUCGACAUGGUUAGGGGCAAUUCAUCCAGUUGUUCGAUUAGUUCAUGUCUGACUCACCAUACCCAGAAAUUCAAGACUGCACUCGCGGCAUCCGCCCAACGAAGUGCAGCAUUCGAGAAGCUUGCCAAGCGAGUCGGAGAAGACAACGAAGCUCAAGCGAAACGUGAGACAGCACAGCACCAGGCAUCAGAGAUCCUCGAGCUCCGACAACGUCAACAAGUCAUCAUCGACCGCAUCAUGCGAAGAUCCGCCAAGGUUACCUUCCGAUAUACACCCCAGGAGAUAAUUGACAUCCGAAACCAGAAGCCCACUAUUCCCGCCAAUGUGCAGCGCCAGGCACAAGAAAUGCAGCAGAUGUGGAUGAACCAACAAAUCCGAACAAUUUCGCAGCAGGCGGCAGAGCAUCUGGUGAUGCUAGAGCGAAGUACAAAUCACCUGCUGCAGCCCGCGACCACAAGGCUAGAACAAAAUCUAGCCAAACAACAGGAGAUCUUGCAGCAAAGGCUCGACGAAAUCAACGAGGAGAUCAAACGAGAGGAAGGAAACCUAGCCGACGACGAACUAGGCCUGACCAGCAGCAGCGAUGAAACUACCCUGAUUGACACCGUGAUAGACAGGGACGAGUAUCAAUACCAGGAGGUUAUCCUCCCCAGCAAUCACAGGCUCGCCGCGAAUUCUCUGGAGACCAUUUUCGAGGAGUCUGAGGAGACUGCAGUCGAAGAUAGUAAUGAGGCUGACCAGAAGGCGCCGGAGAUUGAGCAGACCGGGAAGGCUGAAGAAGAAGCCGAGGACUUUGACGAGUUUGAGGAACUUGAGGACGAGGGCUACUAUUCGAUAGAGGAGAUGGUGGAAGAACAGGAGGAUGAGGCUUACUUCUCUAUGGAAGAGUAG